GGUGACAACAUGCUGGAGCCAAGUGCUAACAUGCCUUGGUUCAAGGGAUGGAAAGUCACCCGUAAGGAUGGCAAUGCCAGUGGAACCACGCUGCUUGAGGCUCUGGACUGCAUCCUACCACCAACUCGUCCAACUGACAAGCCCUUGCGCCUGCCUCUCCAGGAUGUCUACAAAAUUGGUGGUAUUGGUACUGUUCCUGUUGGCCGAGUGGAGACUGGUGUUCUCAAACCCGGUAUGGUGGUCACCUUUGCUCCAGUCAACGUUACAACGGAAGUAAAAUCUGUCGAAAUGCACCAUGAAGCUUUGAGUGAAGCUCUUCCUGGGGACAAUGUGGGCUUCAAUGUCAAGAAUGUGUCUGUCAAGGAUGUUCGUCGUGGCAACGUUGCUGGUGACAGCAAAAAUGACCCACCAAUGGAAGCAGCUGGCUUCACUGCUCAGGUGAUUAUCCUGAACCAUCCAGGCCAAAUAAGCGCCGGCUAUGCCCCUGUAUUGGAUUGCCACACGGCUCACAUUGCAUGCAAGUUUGCUGAGCUGAAGGAAAAGAUUGAUCGCCGUUCUGGUAAAAAGCUGGAAGAUGGCCCUAAAUUCUUGAAGUCUGGUGAUGCUGCCAUUGUUGAUAUGGUUCCUGGCAAGCCCAUGUGUGUUGAGAGCUUCUCAGACUAUCCACCUUUGGGUCGCUUUGCUGUUCGUGAUAUGAGACAGACAGUUGCGGUGGGUGUCAUCAAAGCAGUGGACAAGAAGGCUGCUGGAGCUGGCAAGGUCACCAAGUCUGCCCAGAAAGCUCAGAAGGCUAAAUGAAUAUUAUCCCUAAUACCUGCCACCCCACUCUUAAUCAGUGGUGGAAGAACGGUCUCAGAACUGUUUGUUUCAAUUGGCCAUUUAAGUUUAGUAGUAAAAGACUGGUUAAUGAUAACAAUGCAUCGUAAAACCUUCAGAAGGAAAGGAGAAUGUUUU
Ailuropoda melanoleuca (giant panda) is the source of this 954-nucleotide messenger RNA. RefSeq names its product elongation factor 1-alpha 1-like. The record is from RefSeq and is a predicted model, not a curated record. Bases 10 to 798 code for a protein of 262 amino acids. The transcript has a single exon. NCBI's taxonomy places the organism in Eukaryota, Metazoa, Chordata, Mammalia, Carnivora, Ursidae. Gene Ontology annotation, molecular function: GTP binding.